Molecule: messenger RNA, 813 nt
Organism: Magnusiomyces paraingens
Lineage: Eukaryota; Fungi; Ascomycota; Dipodascomycetes; Dipodascales; Dipodascaceae
Exons: 1
Coding region: 1-813 (270 amino acids)
Biological process (GO): rRNA (guanine-N7)-methylation
Cellular component (GO): nucleolus
Molecular function (GO): rRNA (guanine) methyltransferase activity
Source: RefSeq, a predicted model, not a curated record
AUGUCGCGACCAGAGUUCACGGCUCCUCCUGAAAUCUUCUACAAUGAAGAUGAAAGUAGAAAGUAUACACAGUCAAACCGUGUCCAGCAAAUCCAAGCUACCAUGACUCUGCGUGCCUUGGAACUCCUCAACCUCCCCCCACACCAACUAAUUCUUGACAUAGGAUGCGGAUCCGGCUUAUCUGGUGAGAUUCUCACCGAAGAAGGUCCGCACGAGUGGAUCGGGAUGGAUAUUUCAGCAUCGAUGCUGGCGAAUGCGCUCGACAGAGAAGUUGCUGGCGACUUGUUUCUCGCAGAUAUGGGUGCUGGUGUGCCCUUCCGAGCAGGUGUGUUUGACGCAGCAGUGAGCAUCAGUGCCAUCCAGUGGUUAUGUAAUGCUGACCGUGCAGAUGCAGAACCUAAGCGUCGUUUGGCAGCAUUUUUCGGGACUCUUUUCGCAGCUCUGAAGCGUGGUGGGAAAGUGUGUUGUCAGUUUUAUCCUACAUCUCAAAAGCAAACAGAUGCCAUUCUUUCCGCAGCAAAGACUGCUGGGUUUGGUGGUGGAUUGGUAGUUGAUGAUCCGGAGUCUAAGAAAAAUACAAAGUAUUACUUGGUGCUAACUGCCGGACAGGUGGAAAAUGAGGCCGAGCAGAUUAAUCUUGCUGGUGUGACGAUGGAUGAGGCCGUAAGACGGUCAAAGAAAAACGGUAGUGGGAAGAAUGGCGAGACCCGGAAAGAUUACAUUAAGCGCAAGAAGGAACUACAGAAGUUACGUGGCAAGGUUGUCAAAGAAGACAGUCGGUACUCGGGACGCAAGCGUCGGCCACGGUUCUAA